GGGCCGCAACAAAGGCGGAUGGCCGCUCCCCUCCCUCCUCGCCCGGGUGCCGCCGUUUCGUACCCGCGCGGCGUCGGGGCCCUCAGCCGGGGGCCGCGGGGGCCGGGGCAGGUGCGCGCCUCCCGGGGCCUUUGUCCAUCCGCUGCUGGACCGCGUUGUGCCGGGUGUGCGCCUUGCGAGCGGCUGAACGGGGCUCUGCGGGAUGCCGCGGUCAUUUCCGAGCCCGUUUCCCUGUGAUUGGGAACGCGUUCAGCUCCGGAGUGCGUGUUCCCACGCUGAUACCUGAGCUGUUUGCCGGGGCACCUGCUCGGGUCCGCACGGGUGCCCAGGAAUUCCCUGAGGCAAAUCUAGGCACCCGCUUCUCCUAUCUCUGUGCUGCAGCAAAGCGCCGCUCUCUGUGUCUGCACUUCUGCAUUCCCACAUCGGUGUGGCACUGAAGGGCAUCAGCUCUGCGGCGUGCGCUGGUGUUAGGGCAAGGCUAGAGUGGUCGGUAAUGGCUGCUUGCGUUCACGGCUCUCAAAAUGCUCCGUAGACAUCCAUGAAGGCUCGGAUCCGUGCUGCAGAGGUUGUGGUGCUUUUCCCGUUCCCUAUUCACAGGUGGAGGUGCAGAUCAGAGACCUAAAAGGAUUUAAGUCAAAGAUUUCAGUUGCAUCUGGAACCUAAAUGAGGAUCUCACAGAUCCUCAGACUCCUGGCUGAGGUAUUUUCCUGCACCUCUUCUAAUGAAGUCAUCUCUUAUCUUGACUAGCUGCUCCCAGAGCUGCGCUGGGCUCUGCCAGCCCAUGUCUUGAGAUAAUUUUGCCAAGGUUUGUGUGCCUUUAGCACUGUGUCUGAUUAACACGGGUCUGUGGUUGUUGGUUGGUGCGUAUGGGUGUAGAACCUAGGAGCCAUGGAAUAGGCUCAGUGUUGGACAAGGCGUUGUAUGAUCAGACAGCAAAGUGUGCUGAUGAGGGAAAUGCAGAAAGGCCAGGUAUCUGCUGUGGCUUUGUCAGCCUCUCUCAUGGAAGGGAGAGGGUCUAUUUCUUUGAAAAGACUAACCUUGCAUUGUAAGGCGUACUUCCAAAAGCAAAAUAAGUGGUAACUGUAACCUAAAAGAUGCCAGCCAGCUUUUGAGAGCCUGUCCACUUGGUUUUGUGGCCCAGACAGGAGAUAGGCAGUGUUUGAGAUCAUGUUCCACCUGGCAUUUGCAGAGCUCUGGGCAGAUCUAGUCUUAUGAGAUAUUCUGUAAACCCUUAUUUCUCAAUAUUUAAUUUUGUAGAAGAUCAAGUUCCACUCUCACAACAAACACCCUCAAGAAACAAGAGGCCAAGCACCACAGUGCCGCAGUAGCAAGGGGCAUUGCUUCCCACUGGCAGACACAAUGCGGUAUCACAGUUUGUUUCCUUUCCAGUGUUUUGGAGGGACAGUUCUUGCAGAGAAGAGGGAGCAAGCAUAGCUUCAGGCCUCCAUUGCUGGGCAUCGGCCAAUUACUGUCAUAUCAGAUUAGCUCAAUGGCACAUUAUCACUCAUUUAUGUUAAUACAAAUGUAGCAUGACUGUUCCAUACUAUUGAUGAAACUACUGUAUUUACAGCCCUAUAAUAUGACUAAUUGGAAGGGAGGUUCUGGUUACAAAACCACGGACUUCCAAGGUGAUUCCUUCUGCUGCUUCCAUAAGGGCUAGUUUUGAACCAUGAAGAAUGAGCUGCUGGAAGACAUAAUCCAUUUUUUAUUUAGCAUUGAUGCAGUUACCGUUUUGGUAAACUCCAGGAAAAAAAAUGUAUCCUGUAUCACAAAAGAAACAGAAAGAACUUGUGUUUCUUUCUACCUUGCCACAAUCUAGGCUCGGUAACCUGUGCUGCAGUAGAUACGUCCUUGCCUCUGAGAAGAGCUCCUGCCUGCCUGUGCCCUGCAGGAAUCUGUCCCUUGACACCAGCAUUAGGUUUUCCCCAGCUGCCACUGCAGUGUAUGAGCAUGUUCUGUUUGUCCAGAGCAGCUUGGCAGCAGCGCUCAUGGAUGUUUGUGAGAUGAGAAGGCUUAGCAUGCAGUUCUUCAGCCAGGGCUGUAAAGCUGUCUGCAGCUUAGUGGCUAUCCUGCUCACCUGUCACCCGCUGGCAUGCAAAGGAUGCACCCGUUUGUAUCUGGGAAUAAACUAGCUCCUCUGGCCAGAGUUUCUGUGAGUUUCACAGUCCCUGCUUCAUAACGAGCUUGGCUUCCACCUGCUUGGCAGUUCACAGUGUCCCUAACAGCUGGUUCCUGGCGGCCAUUAGCACCUUGCAGCACAGGAACACCUUUCACUUUGAGUCUUGGGAGGAUGGACAAAGCUGGCAGCAUCAGUCAGUGAUCCUAGGAGAAAUAAGGAGGGGGCACAAAACAGAUGCAUGGAUGGAGAGAAAGAAGGUGGACUGAGAAGGUAUGUGACAAGGAGGGGAAAAUGGAGUGACAGGUGGGAGGCACUGUGGGAAUGACAGGAGGGGGAAGGAGGCAGGGAGCUUGGUGGCUUUUGGGAACAGAGGAAAGGAUUCUCCUCUGCUGCCAGUGGAUUGUGUUUUACUGCUCUCAGCUUUUGGAGCCAUUCAGCCAGUCCUGAGCCACUGCAGCAUGCUGCAGCGCUUGGUGUUUUCAAAUCCCCUUUACAGCAACAAAAGGUGAGCAGCUCUGGGAACUGUCUGGGAGAGGUGGGAUCAGUCACCUUGUCCACAGAGCCCUACCUGCUCAGGAGGGGCCCUGGGAAAAGCUGUGUUCCGGCAGCAGACACCAGCACUGGUUAUGUGAGGAGCUGCGAUUUGCUACAUCAAGGACAGCAAGGACAGUGGAAAGUCUAUGAUUUCAGGAAUUUGCUAUGGAAAGCUGGGACCCUCGGGAUGAGGUAAUGAGAAUAGCUGGAGAAUUAAGCAAUUCCCAUAUUCAUAAGAUGACAGAGUGCAGUUCCUUUGCCAAGGCUGUAUUAAAUAUGCUGAGGGGCAGAGGAGUUCUCUGGCUUUGCUAACAGCUGCUUCAAGGUGAAGCACAAGGGGAAAAGGGAAAAAAAAAUCUCAACCAUCUUAUUUGUUUAGCCAUGGAGCAACUCAGGGACCUCUGUGGGCUUUCUUAGAACCUGGGUUUGAGACAAUCCCCUCAUCUUCUAGAAAUAACCUAAUUGGGAAUUAAGUAGCACCUGGAAAGACUUAUUUCCAGGAAGGAACUAAAGAUGCUUUUGAAAUUCUUCUCUAUUUCCUCUCCUACACAGGAAACCAAAAAGCAGCAGUAUGUUCUUAUGAAUUGAUCACGGCUUUGUAUUUUGCAAGUGUUUUUAGCUAGAGAAAGUGUUACGCCCUUGCCUCCGCUGCUGUUGAAAUGCUUAAAGAUACAUGUAAGCAAAAAUAAUUUUUCCUUUGGGAUGUGAAGCUUGAGCAGAUGCCAGUGGCAGUUUACACUCUUGCUUCUUUGCUAGUGCUUGCAGGAGCAGCCAGACGCUGUGCUGGUUGUAGGUGCGGUCCUAGAGCUGCUCCAGUCGAACGCUGCACAGCCUGGCAGCUGGGAUCAGUGAUGGCAGCAUCCUGUCAGAGCUCAUUUGUUUGUGAUGGAGCAAUCUGAGUUUCUGGAGGCAUGCCGAGGAAGGCAGUCAGUGACUGAACUGUGACAGUGGCUUUCACCACAAGUGCACGAUUCACAAGACUGUCAGAGCACUGCUGGACUCAUGGGAGCUUGUACCCAAAGAAAGAAGGGAGUGAAGGACCAUCAGAUGUGAGGACAGGCAGCUCCAUUCAGACCGAGCAAAGAAGUGAUACAUGUUAGGUAGGCAGUGCUGCUGUGACAGAUUUAUCUGCUGACUUUGUAGCUUGCUUCAAGGACAACUCGCCUACCAUUUCUCAAUUGAGUCCUUGCUCAUCUUGAGGACGUUGCUCAGUAAACCCACCUUGCACAGAGAACAAGAGGGAAAGCAGCAAUUUGAAGUGUGACUUGGGCAGACUAGUAGCAGCUGCAGCCGGUGCUGAAUUGGAGUCCUCUGGACUAAUGGGGCAUCAGUGCUUGGUGAAGCUGAUCAGCACUGUGCUGAGGUACCCCUGUCACAUGUGGUGUUGCAGCUGCUGGGUUGUGGCCUUCCUGACUGUUUCUGGGAGCAGACAGCUGCGAUCCCUUCUGGAGUACCUUUCAAGACAGGGAGUAGCGGGGCUUUCAGUUCCCCCAUCCUGCAGUCGGAGCACAGAGCCUUCUGCAGGCAGUAUCUGCUGGGUGCUUGGAGCAACAGACAAGCUUUCCCUUUCCAGCAUCAUUCUCAGCUCAGAUCCCAAGAUGCAGAGGAGGUAGCUUUGCAGCAAGUAUGCGCUAAGAGGCAGUGCUGAGUGGACAGCCUGCCAAGAGACUUCUUGAUCUUGGUGUUUCUCUACCCUAAAUACACGUGAAUGGACAGCUGAAGUGCUCAGAAUUCCCUUCGGAGUAAAGUAGAGAGAAGAUUCUUUAGACUGGACAAGGUCAUCUCUAUCCUUCCCGAAAUGGGCAUACUUUAAUUUUUUUUUUGUCUUUUGGCCAUACCAGGUCAGAGAACCUAAGCCAUAUGCUGAAUAUAAGCCAGUGGCCUGACAGCACUGCAUGCCACUAGAGACAGGAGAUUUCACGUCACCUAGAGUCCCGUUUGUAAUUAACCAAGUUUUUGUUUUAAUCUUUGUUUCGUAUAGUAACUUACUGCAGCUGUGCUAAGAUCAUAUUCCUCUUUGCUGUAGAAGAGUGUUUCUUGUAAGGGAUCAAUACAGUUUCACUGCUGUGCUAGUUUAACCUGGAAAAACCUCAGGCCUGAACUGAACGGGGACCUCUCAAUUACAGAAGAUCUUGCAGCACUCCCUCAGGAGGCCUGGUUUGUGGUACUUAACUGUUUUGCACUAAUGUGCCCCAUUUUCUACCGCAGCUGUUGCAACAGCUUUGUUCUCUGUGUGCAAUCAGGGUUCAGGUUUCUGCAGUGUAAGAUAACUUGUCUGUGAGCCACAGUGCGGCAGCCCUCUUCCUACUUAGAGGGUGCAACAUGGUUUUGGAAAUCCAUGCCUUAUGCUUGGAGAAGCCAUACUUGCAGUGGGGAGACCUCACAAGUUGUUAGCACAGCUUCACUGAAAGCUCUGAGAGCGUCAUUGAGAACAAAGAGCAGCCAGAGUCACAGGUGAAAGAAAGAAAAGCAAAUCUGUUUCUGGAAGAGGAAAGAGUAAGCCAUGGAAGCUUCCCUUGCUGACAAGCAACGCCUGAGCUGAUAAGCUUUUGAAGGUUAGGAUGUAUAACUUCUUUGUUUGAGUCUUGGGAGCUGGGAAGGACUGACAUCCCACUCCAGGCUCUCAGAACCGAGCCUGCUAAUACCACAGGGCUUCCACAGCCAGUCACAUCUUUCGGGAAAGAUCUUGUGCCCUUUUUUCCAGGUUCUGUCUUACCUAAUUGCCAUACAACGAUGUCUCCAAUGGUCACAGUCACUGUUCCUAUGUACUAGUGUGCUAUUUCUGAUUACAACCCUGCAACACCUAUCCUGGCUGUCAGUGCGUACCUCAGGCUUUUCAUUGCUGUAGCAGCAGCAUGAAGCAAAUCUAUAAGACAGGUAGGCCUGCCCAGAAACACCCACAGACACUUGCAUAGCCCACAGCCACAUCAGCUGUCCCUUCCAUGCUUAUGACACUGCAGUGUGCAUUAGUGUGUAGCUUUUUUUUUUUUUUGUACCAGAUGGCUUAGGAAGAAGCUCCCUGCUCUGUGGUGGGGAAAGGAAUUUUUGUAGCAAGGAAUAGAGGGUAUAGCAGGAGUACCUGUGCUCAGCAGUGGGGAUGAGAGAGCGCAGCUCAGUAGGAGCAGGGAAGAGGCAGGACAGGGGGGUUAGUUAGGGCUGAUGAAGGCACCAAGGCAGCGUGAGCAACAUGACUCCACAUGAAGAAGAGCAAGGAGCAGGGUGUCGCUUCUAAAGUGGUUCCCUGCUUACCCUGUUGCUGUUUGAAACACACAGUUAGCAAUGGGAAAAAGCAAUGCCCUUGGACAGUGCCUCCAGCUUCAGAAGAGUUCUUCCAGCAUUGAAUUUGGCCUAUGGAUUUUAAUUACUCACCACUGUGAAAGUAAUGAGAGCCAGUGGAGUUGUACUGAUUUUAUUUCCUUUUAAUUUGUUAUGAUGCUCUGGAUGCAGAUUAACUUUCCCAGCUCGAUACAUAUUAUUGAUUCAUCUUGCCUUGUGAUGUGAUUAAUUGUUCAAACAAGUUGCCAAUUUCACUGUAGUGUCCCUUGGUAGCUCUGUGCUCUAUGCAGUGUCCUCCUUGCUCUGGCAGUAGCCAAAGUCAGGUAGCUCUGCUUGGUUGGGUUAUUUACAUUGGUAACUAAGGAUAAAAUCAGGUCCAUUGUAGUGUUUCUUUAAAUACAGCACUCCAGCUUCCUUUCUGCUCCAUUUACUCCGUGUGAAGGUUUGUGAUUUGAUGGAGAUGAGCCUGCUCCUGGGGCCUGCGCAGAAGAGUGAGCCUCACUGAGGGGAAUCAGCUUGCAAGGUGGGAGGAGAGCUGCAGGCUGGUGUCCUCCUGCAGAGUUCCUCCAACACACAGCUUCCUGGGAAGCCCCUUUGCAAGGUAGUGGCCAGCCACUCGCCCUGGUCCUCAUGUGGCAGGCUUGGUUGGUGGGCUCCACCUGAUCAGAUUAACUCAGGGGGAGUGUGGUGCUCAGAAGAGUCAAUGUUUUCUGUCCCAUCUUGGCUAGUAGAGAGCCAAAGGAGAAAGGGUACCCUUGUGCUGUGAGGGGAAGCAGGAGUCUGACUGCAGCACUGCAUCCCCUUCUGUGCUAGCCCCUUGGCAUGGCAGCAGGGGGCCAAGUGUGUCAGGACUUUGUGCCAUCUCAGGCAGCCGUGCUCAUAAUCUUCUGGUUCAAAACACUGCUUUGUGGUUACUGGUUCUUCAGACGUUAUUGCCACAUGAGACCAGUGUGUCCCUCACCAAGUCCAGGGGAACACUAUGGCAGUGUCAUAUCAUCACAGGCCAUUGGGUAUCUCAGUGCAGUCAUUGCACUGCUGAGUUUGCUGCAGCUCAGUGGUUGUUACCUGAUUCCUGAUGAUGGUUAUUGGUGCCUGGGGGCAUUCCCUCGAGCAGGAACUGCGCUCAAGCCAGAGUAGCUUUGCCUCAAUUCAGAGAAUCUGAACAGUAAUCUGAGGUGUAAAAUAUUAUUUGCUAAUCCUCUUGAAAAAUAUCCAUCAGCUCCAUGGACAGUUCUAAUGCACAGGAACAUAUGUGCUGACCAUGCAGUGCUGGGGAGGCCAAGACAAAGGAGAUGAGAGGUAAGUACUGGUUUGUCUUUUCACACAGCUUACUUUAGGGCUUAGAAGCCCAUAUCCAAUUAGAGCAGCCAGGCAAUUAACAUCAAAACGGUUGAGCCUCAUCUUUAUUUAGCGUAUGUUAGUAUGGUGGUGGUAGCUGCAAGGAGGCUUCAGAUUUAUCUGAGGAAGUCUGGUCCUGCCUCUGUUAUCUCCGUCUUGCAGAACUUCUGUUUUCAAACAUUGCCAUGUAUUACUUGUCUGAAGCAUUGUCAAAGCAUCAAUUUUCUAUCUGUCUCUGUUUUCCUUUGCCUCCAGUGCUCUCCUGUGUGCCUGUCUGCCAACAGCUGCUCACGCUGACCCCUGAACAGUGAGGAGUUGCUGUCACCAGCUUCUUCAGAGAUACUGGGCAACAGCUUAGGAAAGCGCUUUUGGAAGACUGGAAAAUAGCACUAGGCAGGAAAACUGAGGCGCAGUCGGAAGCUGGCAUAUGUCAGCACCCUAGCGAGACUGGGACAGUGUCCCACAGACACCUGUUGUGCAUUAGCUUAGCAGUGUCACAUUGUCCUUGCACCUGGUAGCAUUUCCCUAGAAUACUCACUUAGGGAGAUCAAAAGCCUUGAGGACCUAGUGGUUCACCAGAGGAGGUGCUUAUGCUGCCCUAAGCAAAGCUGUGCAAGUACUCGCUUUUGGCUUCGUUCCACCAUACCCGCAGGGAAGAUAAAAAAGCAUUUAACAUUUUUUUUUUUCCUCUGCUUAGACUAAGCCAAGUUGAUCACUUGGCUGGGCUCACUCCUCAGCAGCACGGAGUAUGUCACCAGUGAGCAUGGCACCAGUGAGGGCACCCAGCCACACCAGCCUUACAGAGACCCAGCCAGUUCAGCUGCAUCCAUUUUAUUUCUUUUAGAUGGGAAAAAAAUUAACAGAAGCAUCUAAUUUGUGCUACUCUUGAUUUAUACCAAUCUUGCCUUCCUUUCUGCCUUCUGAGAACUAGGCUGCUUUAUUCCCUUGUCUAACUGCUUUUUUUGUUACUUAGACUGAGAAAGAAGAAACCAGGUGAAUGUUUGAACAGGAUCUGGUAACCACCCUUCCCCAAAACUGUCUCCGCUGAAGUGUACUUUUAAUAUGUUCCUGAAAAAAAUAGGGCUGUAUUGGAAAUGGUGAAACUUUUGCUUCUCCACUUCCCUGGCUGUCUCUGCCUCACAGAAUCACUUGAAGGAAACAGUGUAUCUUCAAGAUUUCUUUGGCAUUUUCUGCUGUGGCAGUUUAUUUAUUCCUUUAAUGAUGAAAUCCCUUACUCCCAUCUCCAAGCUGCAACUCCCCAGAGCACUGCCACGUGAUUGUAUCUCAGGGAUGAUGUCUUGCUUGGAGAAAAUGCAGUAAAUGCCUGCUGGUCUCCUGAAGGAAGAAAGCAAAGAAAGCCAUGUAGCAGUUGUUGUAGUCUGGCAAUUUAAGGGGGCAUUGUGAGAAGAAAACUGGUGAGAGGCCAGAAAACUUUCCUUGAAAGUCCAUUCUAUUCUACUGGAACAGAGGUCGCAGAGUUCAGUUAAUUCAAAUAAUUAAAGCACACUGCUUUCUCUGAUGCUCAAGCACCUUAAGGAAAUGAAUGGCCUGGUUCUCACGGGUGCUGGCAGGUUCACUUUAUUAACUAUCUUUUACCGGUAUCAGAGUUGAAACACGGGGGUUGGAGUCCAACAGACACGGGGAAAUCAGGACCAGACCUCGGGUCUCAUGUGUUACCAGGUACAACCUUCACUGCAUCUCCCACUCUGCAGCUGUAAGAGCUACAGUAAUUGCUUCAUUUGCACGCUAGGGUGAGAGGAUGCAACAUCACUUUGUGGCUUCUCUGAAUUAUCUUUGCCCAUGUCCACAAAAAGCUCGGGGGUAAAUCAGUGUGACCUCCCACAGAGAGGAGACAGACAGUUAGAGGAGAAAGUGCUGCCUUCACUUCACUUCAAGGCAGAGGGAGUAGGCUUUAAUCUCACAAGUGAUUGAUGGUGCAGUAUUUUUGGAGAGGAGUGAAAAGAGAAGACGUUGGUGGUCUUUUCUCACGGGGCUAGGUCAGAUGUCUCAGGAAGUCAAUUGCUGACAUCAGAGUACUUCUACCAAAAUAUUGCAGCCACAGAGGCCUGAGCAAAAUCAUUUGCUUUGGUUGAAGCAAGAAUGGCACCUGGAAAUAAAAUCUGACUUGUGGCAAUUAACAGAUGUAGAGAUCUCUCCGUGUUCCUCAGGGUCUUGAGCCAAAGGCCUUCUUGUCUAUCUGAAUAUGAUUCAGAGCUGCUGCACCAUCACUGCAUCACAAAUUCUGGUGGAGGACAAAGGUAGGCAGUGCUAACUAGAGCCGGAGCUGAGAUCAGUACCACUGCAUGAUUGCUGGAAAGAGAGAAAGUUCUGGACUUCUGGGAGGGUCUUCAUCUGCAGUUAGUGGAGGGUUUCAUGGCUGCCUUAGCAAACCUUAUACGAGCAGCUGAGAGGCAGGAGGGUGUUCAUAGCAUUUAUCUUUUUCCUAUUUCUUUAUUAACUUUAAUUAUUCUCUUCUGCAGAAGGAAGAAAUAGAGGAAGAGAAAUGUGUGUUUUUGUGUGUUUUGUCUAAUUACAGUUGCUUGAUUUUCCUUCUGCUUUUAGACAUUUACUGAAGGUUUUACUAUUUACCAGCACAGUUGAAAAAGAGUCCUUGUUUCAUCAAGUGGCAUAAGAUUAAGUUAACCAUUUUCUUUUCCAAGUCCACUGACAUGCUUCCAAAAUCCAGCUCUUUCAUUGCCCAGACUGUGGGUAAUUUGAUUCCUGUGGUAAUGACAGCCCUUAGCAGCAGCAGACAUUAUGCCUUAAGGUCUCUGCACUGAGAAUGGUGGUGCCUACUUCUUUGCAUGACCAGUUAAUAUAUUUUCAAACAUACUGCCUUGUUUUUCUGGUCAUUAUCUUCAGACAUCCUUAGCUUAUGGUAAAUAUAAAAGUCCAAGGUUGAUUUUGGAAAGAAUCAUGAAAUAUAGAACCAUUAUGUUCUGCAAAAGUUGAUGGCUGAGGCAGAAUGCUUCGUGUAUUGGUAAAAAUCCGUGGUGUUAGUUGGGUGUCUUCCAUUUGAGAAACCUUGGCUAUUUUCACAGAUGGCAGCUGCAGGACCUCAGUGGCAGGAAUUAGGGCCUCUCACUUCACACAGAGAAAGCCCUUCAACCUUUAACUAGACAAUCUUCAAUUUGUUUUUAGCUAAAGAUUUUUAGGCACUGUGAGGUGCUAAAGAGGAUCUUGCUGAGCUCCUAUUACCUCAGCAGCAGCUGAUAUGUAAUGAAUUAUUCAAGAAUAGCCAGUUCCUUCAUUAAUUUUAAUUACUCAAAUUUUCCACCAUGUUCUAGACAGUGCUGCCAACUGGGGUAUGAUAAGGUAAGCCCAUUAUUUCCUGAGGCCUUUUUCAUUGUGUCCAGGUUUACUUACCUGAGGGCCUUUAUUGUUAACAAGAGAUUAGUAGCAAACAGUGCUAAUUAGGGGCAGAUCUACAGUGGUCAGUAGAGGCAACAGAACUCCCCUGUCUCUUGUGGGAUCCCAAAGCUCUGUCCUUACAUAGGGAAGGUGCUUCUGCAUAUACAGAAGUGGACUCAGCUGCUAAAUGCUGACCUCUGGAACAGAGUGUAACCCUUCAGACAGAUGGCCUGGACUCUACAGCAGCUAAUAGGCACUUUCCAUCUUUCCUACCGACUUGUUCUCUUGAAAUUGUUACUAGGUCUCUAAUAUUUCCCCAGAGUGGGCAGAUUGUAGCAUUAUGAACCAACCUCUUUAGUGAGCAUUACGUGGGUCAGUCUGGUAGGUAGCCAUGCACUAUUGCUGGUACAUAAGCAAGCAGCAUCUCAGUAGCCUGCACAAAUCCCGUCCAAGCUGCUGAUAAACCUCUGCACAACAUAAUAGCUGGCACAGUAACCUGAAAGCUAAUUUGGUGACUCUUGUAACCUAUCUUUCCCUGUGUUUCUGCCCAAGCUCAACAACAGAAAAUGCUUUCUGACUCUGAAGCACAGUAUUAGCAGUUUCUGUACAUCUCUGAGUGUGCAGAAACAUUCUUGUUCAUGGGCUGUCAAUCUCAAAAUUACUCAGCCUUUUGUUUGCUUCCGCUCUCCUUGCUGGAAAAGAAACAAUCUCAUGAUGGAGUUAAAGGCAAAAGGAUGUUGUAUGUUACCUAUAGAUUUUAUUUUUUCCAUAUAGUACUAGGUUGCAUAAAGAAGUGAGACUGAACUAUUUCGUCCUUUCUCUCCUCUGUAAACUGCAUGUUACAUAGGUCAGGGGAUUUCUCCAGCACAGGUCUUAGGAAGGAGUUAGCACCUAGGGCCCUUAUCCUUCCUGUACUCAGGACAGGUGCAUUUUUUUACCAGACAGAAGCAGAGGAUCUGCCCCAAACCCAUUUCUACAGUCGCUGCACCUGCCCCUGACCAUUCAUAUCUUCAGAGAGCUUAGUUUGUCAUAAGGACACAAUCAGGUGUAGCCUAGCUGUGCUUUACAAUGUGUGCAAGGAAGGCAGAAAUCUCUGUAGCUGCUUUUGUUAUCACGUAUUUUUGGAGAGCUAAGAUGAACUGUUGGGAGAAGAGGCUGGACACCAGCAGUGCUGGCCAUGGUGAUGAAUCGGUCCGUGGGUUAGUCCAUGAGUACCUAACCUGCCAGAACCUACAUGGUUCAUAUUCAUGAAUGUGCUGCUAACAAUGCAUUCAAGUACAGCAGCUUAUCCACAGCCCUGGCACUAAGACUUACUUUGAUUGAUUGAUGAAGGUCAGACCUUGCUAAAGGAAGGUCACGGUUAUGGGAGUUUUAAUUGUUUGAUCUUUGCGGAUGGAAUGUGAAAGAAUAGCAUCUAAUAGUGAGAAAUCAAAGUGUGGCUCCUCACAGUCUAUUAAAUAGCAAUAUCCAUAUAUUUGUGUUUCAAGAGGUGGGAAGAAUAUCUGCAGAUCUCUGUAACCAUUGCACCAGCUGCCUCUUCUCAUCUGCCUCACAUGGACGCUGGGCUCAGUUCCCCAUGUCUUACCCAUUCCUGCUACUCAUCACUGCCCCCAGAAGAUUGUUCGAGGCCUUAAGACCUGGACCAUGAAGUCAAGUGCCUACCUGUAGUCUGCUGUGGUCUAGCUUCUCUUCCCAGCUAACAGGAACGUGCUGCUCUUACAUUAUCUUCCAAAGUGACCCAAGUCUAAGGCCACUAAUCUCAUGUUUGGUAGUAAAGCAAAGAAAGCAAAUCAUCUCAGAUUAAUCUUACAGGGCUCCCAGGGCAGUUACUGCUGAGCAGCUGACAGAGGUAGCUUGCUACUUACUCUACGUUCACGGCACUGCUGCUGUCUGUUCACAGAAUCAUAGAAUGGCCUGGGUUGAAAAGGACCUCAAAUAUCAUCUAGUUUCAACACCCCUGCUGAGUGCAGGGUUGCCAGCCAGUAGACCAGGCUGCCCAGAGCCAUUUCAGUGUUGUUCCACUUCAUUUUGGGAAUGAAACUAUUCUGUUUUUAGGACCCAGCAGAUUUCCACUGCUUCAUGCUAUCAUUAAUCCUGCAGCUUUUUCUUUCCCCCAUUUUUUUUUUCCCUUAUCAGUUUUGUACAACUCUUAGCUUGUCAUUUUAACUUACUACUUUCUGUUUUCCCCAGUGUACCACACCUGCUUUCACUUUCCUAGUAAACAAGAACCCUAUUUUUUUUUCCCAAGCCAAUGUAUUUAUUUUGCUCAGUCAUGGAGUGGCUAUUUUAAAACUUAACAAAAAAAAAAACACCAAAAUUCUCAAUUCUCAUUUUUAUUCUUCUGCUUAAGGCUCCUUUAUGAUCUGGCACAUGGUUGUUUUUAGCUCUCUAAAAGCAGCGUUUUCAGAGUCAUAAUGAUAGAUAAUUGGUUUGUACUGGGCUGUUUGCACACAGCAAACAUAACUGCGUGCAGAUCACUGGUAACUAAGCAACCAGUUAUGUUUUUAAUUCUGUGAUCAAUUCCUCGCUAUCUAUCAACGUUAAGUCUAACACAGCGUGUGCCCAUAAGGGAUGCAACAAGUUUUGGAGUUCACAUCCCAUCAUCUAUAGGACUGGAAGUACUAGCAGCACGAGGCUGCUGGCUUACCACUCUGACUGCAGGCUCUGGCAGGUGUGCAGCUUUUGUCUUUGUGGAUGUGAAUGUUUAAUGGUCUUGUAGUCUUGAUGGCUGAGGUAAGUAGUACCCAGAAGUAGUUAAUUACCUGCCCGAUUUUUUUUUCUGUGAUUUUAGGCAGCGAGAGCAAACACUUUUGCACUUUAUCUACUAAAGCAAAUCCUUAAUGUUCAAAGGAUUUCCUUUGUGUUGUUUGCCAUUUGGAAGUCAGAAAGGCCAUUGACGCCAGUCUUGAGUUGCUUUACUCCCACAUCCACCCUGGAAGGUCAUCUGGCAGUGCUUGCUGCAUGGGGCAUUUGAAAACUCUUGGUUUUCUGUUCUUUUGUUCCAUGAUGAACGCUUCUUUCUUCUAUUAACCUGGGAAAGUAGUACUCCAAAUCCAAGGGCUCAGGAAACUCCAUGCCAGGGAGCAGCAAGAGGGAUGUCCCUGGUGAGGAGGCUGAAGUGGGAGCCAGCAGCAGGACAGUUUGGGACAGCAGUCUUGGGAAGGGGGGCAAUCCCACUGUGCCCACAUGGGAAGAGCAGAAUAGGCCCCAUGACUGUCUCUAAAAUGCAAUGAGCAUUUCAUGGUGCUUAGAAAGAGCUUUGCAAGCUCUAUCUCCGGAGUCUCUGCACUUCCCCCUUCUUACUAUUGCUGCUUGCUGAAAAGAGCCAUAUGGAUUUUGUGCUGAAUGUCACAUAAAUGCUAAUACGUAAGUAUAUUUAGCGGUGGCAUAUGGGCAAUAGUAAAUGGAAAUGAGUGCAUUUUUGGUUCCAAUUAUAUAGGCAAGUUCAGUGAAGCUAGAUGCUCCAGUGGGUUACAGGAAGCUCCAUUCACCUGGAUCCCAGGACCAGACUUUGUCUGGGGCUGUGUGUGCGCUUGGCUGCUCUGCCUGACUUUAUCAACAGUGCUGAUGUUUGCUAGCAGGUGUAGUGAGUCCUGAAGACUUCAGCCCUUGCAAAAAUAAAACCCACAACAUACAUUCUGAUUUGGGUGGUACUGCAGGGCAGUCAGCAUCCUGGCUGUCCUUUAGGGUGUUAGAACAGGCACAAAUGUACAUGUUAGAGUCAGCUAUGUGAGCUGGCUCUGAACUGAGUCUGUCUGGCAGCUUCCAGGCUAGCUGAUGUCCGUACAGUCACUGGUCAUGGUAAACCUACAAAAUGGACUUUGCUCUUUAUUUUUUCAAUGGUUGGAUGAUUUAAUCUUGGAACCCCAAGCAAAAAAAAAAAAAAAAAAGAAAAAGAAAAAAUCCAAGCUGAGCAGAGAUGAAAAUUUUUCAUGAAGCUAGAUGGUAUCCCCUUCGAUGAUAAUGCCAUGAUUUUAUCUGCUCUGAUUAAAAGGUUAAUUAGAUUUAGGGCAUUUAUACGCAAAGGAAAAAUGACAGGAUCCUGACAGAUUUCUUCAACUUGCUCGGGGGUUUCUUUAUAGCAAAUCUACUGCAGUCAUUACAUUACCCGCUUUUGUCACAGCCUGAUGUCUCUUGUUUAUAGCCUCGCCUGCAACAUUAAAUAGCAGCCAUAAAGCAUUUUGCUACUGGUCCUGCCAGCUGAUGAGUCCAUUUGAAAGCCUGCUCAUCUCACUGCAUGCGUUUCUCUUUGCAUAGGGAAGUAGUUAGCUUUGAAUGUCACCCAGUCCUAUGGAGGCAAGUGGGAAGAUGGAUUAUGCUGGCAGUAAUCCAUCCAUCUGUUCAUCUGCCAACGCUAAUGUUUAGCUUUUCAGGCUCCCAGUUGUCUUAAAUAAUGCUGACCUACAGGAUCUGGGGUGGGAAAGGUCACAUAGCUCGUUUUGUCUUCCAUUUCUUAAGUGGUAAUUAAACGUUCAGAGGUGUUAUAGCUACAUGCAGGAAUCUUGACAGGCAAUAUUUGUGAAGCUGAGGUUAAAUCCUUUUCUGAGGUGCUAUUGUAUGAGACUCUUAACAUCAUAUUGGCUGUAGCAUAUGCACCAUCUUUUCAGGGUGCUUCUUAAAAAUGGAAUUUGUGAAGGUUUCAGAUCUGCUCACCAGUAGUGACAGGGUAUCUGCAGAGACAGUAUGUCAUCUCUUUUGAUUGAUAUUUCCCAACUGUAGUUCAGCUUUGGGUAGGUGUCUGUACUUGGAGACAACUGCAAAGGCUUCAGACUUCAGUGCUGUGUAGGAGCCAAAUUAGUUAUUAGAAGAAAUCUGGUUGUUUGCCUGCAGCUCAGCCAUGAUGCUGCUCCUAGAUCAGCUUAGUCCUGCCUUGAUAAUUUCAAUUAGCAGUCAAAGGUUUUUGUCAGCUACUGUGAUCCGUGCCUUAUUUUUCUUCCCAGUUGUAAAAAAAAAAAAAAAAAAAAGGAGAGAGAGGAUAAGAAACAUUUUGCAGAAUGGAAGGAAAGUCAUGAUGUCUCUUAUUGCUAGGGAAACGGAGCUCAGAGCUCGUUGGGAGCAGCCAGCUUCAGAGCCUGCAGCAAGAUAGUGGCCUAGGAAGGGCCACAGGGUAUCUUGAGACUGGUUCUGUGUCUCCUUCACACUUAGCACCAUGGGACUACACGGCCAGUACCUGAGAUCCAUGGUACAGGAUGAGAGCAUCUGGCUUAAUGUCCUUAUCUUCUCCCUCACUUGCUUAGAAAGAGCUGCAGAACUGCUGUGUUCAUUCUGACUUUUCUUCAGCAUCUUACUUGUGUAGUGGCUGACCCACACUGCAAGAAGAUGCAGUUUACUCACACAUGUUAUCUAGAGCAUCCAAGCAAACAAACCCAUUUUCUUACAGCUGAUUUUAACGGAGGGGCGUGUCUUGCCUCUUCCUCCAUCACCUUUCAGAGUACAAACUAGUGAAGCACCAAAAAGAUGAAGUCCAUUAGCAAUAUGGAAAAGCUGAAAUAUAUAAAUGUGGUUAGGAGCAUCCUUAGAGCAUAUUUGCUGAUAUUAAUCAGUCACAGAAUUUGUUUCUUAAUGGUGAUGGUAUAAACAUUGCCAGUAAACUACUUGUGGCAUGAUGCGCGUGUAACAAAGAUCUUAUUUAAAGCAGAUAUUAAGCUCCUACAGCCUCCCCCAUCUCCCAGAGCAAAAAACCAGUUUCUGACUAUGUCACCACACCUUGUUUGUGGUGAAACCUUUCUUCCACUCGUGAUGCUCACAGCUGCCCAUUUCCUUGUUCCUAGCUGGGGGAAAGAUGAUGCUGCACUUGGUUCUGUGCACCCUGCCCUGGCCAGCAGCAGGUCAAGCAGGACAUGAAGCUUGCUAAUUGCUAGCCACAGCCUUUCCUGUAGGGAGGACACCAACUGGAGUCUUCUCCAGCCAUCAGUGUUCCUAAAGCACCUAAUAUAGACAGGCUGACAAAAGGAGCUAGGGAAAAAAAUCAUUUUCAUAGCUAAUUGAAGUAGAGGUGAAGGGAAGAGGUGCAAAUCCAAGUUGAAAGAGCAGCCUUUGUCUCUGAUAGUCAGCUGGGAAAAAUAAUUUACUGGAGCAUUCAAGAAUAUGAAACACAAGCAAAUAAAUGAUGCUGACAGUCUGAUCAAAGGGUUGCUAUAUGAGAGAAAGCCUCUGUCAGCGCUGGUUAGGCCUCUGUGUGCUUAGGAACCUUGCCUAAUAAAUUUGAUGAGCAGCCACAUGUGAUGUAGGGGGAACUCACUGAAUUUUGCUCUUGGGAUCUGUUCGUGCCAUAAAGUGCUUUCAGACUCCACAGUCGAUUAAGAUCCCGUUUAUCAAAGGAUGCAGAAGAGAGUCACAGGGUGAUUUUGUCCCAGGUCUUGGUUCACGUGGGAGUGUAGGAUCUGAACGCACGAGUGAUGGAAAAGGUGAUAUAUCACUUGGAUCUGAUCUACACGGGGACAGUUACUGGCAAGACUGGCAGUGUAAUGACAUUUAUUCCAUAAUGACAGAUCCAAAACAAUAACAACUUUCUGUGAUAAGUGCCUUCCAGGUGAUUACUUACCUGAAACUGUACCGCUGUUAGGAGUAAAAAGUUCUUUAGUGAGUUUAUACGUGUUUAGAGCAACUCCUAGACAAAACACAGCAGAAAAGAUAGAACCUUUGCUAGGAUAAUAAGCAUGCUCUAAAAUGGACUAGUUGUACUAAAGUCUGGCCCACAAAACAAGUACUUCGCAGUUUGUACAUCCCUCAAUAGGCUCAGAUAAAUGAUGUGUGAAGAGGAAGAAGCCCACUGAGAUUUUAUUGCUUCUUUGUUAUGAUGUCAGUAGCCUGGAUUAGAAAUGUUAUUCCUUGAGAAAGCAAGGCCAAAGAGAGAACUGACAUUUUAGAAAGCCAGUUCCUGUACCCCGCGUCCCUGGAGCACUUUGUGCAAGGUGACAGUGCCCAACUGCAAGCAGAGCACAGCCUGUCCUUGCCAGCGGUCACUGCUUCAUUACUCAGCUCAGAUGAAGGGUAAGAGAUCACGCUACACUGUGUACUACAGAGUAGAAAGCUGCGAGGAAGUGCACUGUGCUAAGCCUCUGGAAAGCAAAGCAAAGAAGGCAGUGUGGCGGCGGCUUUUCCACACUUGAAACAGCUCUGGAAAGGCAGGAGGCUGCUGGUGGCUAUCGUGGCGGCUGAAUGAAAUUGUCACUUGUGAUAAGGCCUUUUGAGAGCUGGGGAAACUCUUGGCUCUUCGCCUACUGGCAAGGCUCCAAGUGAUUUCAUUGGAGCCAAGUUUUUGACUCUGUAUGUGAAGUAAAUUGCCAGGGUGAAGCUGCAGAAACAGCGCCUGGUAAUGAAAGGCCUGCAGAAAUCCUCGUACUACCGAAGCAGCAGAGUCCUGCUGCUGGCAGGAGUGUUGGCGCUGGCUCUGCAGAACACUGUCUCGUUCCCGUAAAAGGGAGGAUGAUUCAGGAAGUGCACAGUGCCGCUGAAUCCAUUCUGGCUGUCAUUUAACUGUCCCUUUAUAGGCAAACUCACGCUUUUGCGCAGAAUUUUUUUGACCCACUUUUUUUCCUAGCUUUCCCUGAAUUCCCACCAGUCCCAGGGACUAUCCAUCAAUAUCACCAUAGCAACGAGAAGUCGUUAAUGCUGUCCUGCCUAUCGACAGGGUGUACACGGCGCUGAGCUGGAUGGUGGGCUGUCACCAUCAGCUCCAGGGAGAAAGGAAAGAGCUUCGGGCCUCUGUGGAGUCAAACCUCUCCAUCUCCAUCCUCUGCCUUCCCCUAGGGGGGUCCUGCAUUGCGUAGUGAUGGUAAGGGACAUCUCUCUUUCCUUAGCAAGUCGUGAGCAGUGUGUGCUGCAGGGAACUGCUGUUAGGAGAAGCUGGGGCUGGGUUUGCUGCAGAAGUAUUGUUAAAUGUGCCUCUCUUGGGUUUGUUUGCACAGGGCUGUGGCACUGAGAGAUGCUUUACAUUGCAAAUAAGCGACUUAUCCAGCAAGCCUACAGGGAGUUCCAAGCAAAGCAGGAGGCUCAGGGGCCAGGAAAGGGGAAUGGCAAGUUAAACUGCGAGGUUAGAUAAAAGACAUGUCAUAUAACUCUGCUAAAUGGUAAAGGAAGGGUAAUUCUCAGCAGAUGUAAAUUAGCAUUGACAAGCUCUACUGAUUUACACCCAACUCUGGUCUGGCCCGCUGUCUGAUUAGAUGAAAAGCAUCAACAUCUGAAAGGGAGGGGGUUGUUUAGAGAGGCCCAUGGGGAGACUUUGGGAUUGAGGAGUUGAAAAUGUGCAAACAAGAAGAAAAGAAAGAGACUUUCUUCUUUCUAUUAGGUAGGAAGAGAAAAGGCUUGUGAUGUUCUGACGCAGAGGCAGAGCCUGGCCAGCUGCAGCAGCUCUCUGUCAGGGCUCUCACUGCCUGGUAAAACGGGCAGCAUGCAGCUUUGGACCUUCUUAGGACAAAUCCCUGGGCUGACACAGUUGACUGGAACAGCCUUCCCAGGUUUUCUUCAGGAGCAUUGCUUCGGACCUCCAUACUCAGCAGGGUGGGCAGCGUGACUGCCUGUGGCCACCCUCACUCAGCAGGACUGUCAGCACUGCUGCAUUCCAGAUUUCCUCACGCCAAACCUGCCUCUGCAAGCAGUACUCCAGUGCCUGGCAGCCUUGAGAUGUGACCAAACAAGCCAUAGGAUGAGAUCAUCUCCCUGAUUCUCCAGAGCAUCUCCCUCCUCCCUUGGGCAUCAUUCUGAGCUCACCAGUGGGGCAUGCGCUGUUGGCUUGGAAGGACUCUGCUCGUCCACCUUCCAUCAGCUUCAGGAGGUGCUGGACUAGGUCCCAGUGCAAUCAGUGAACUAAAAUCAAUAGAAUUACACUGGGAGAUAUUUUUCUGCCAGCUUUCGUAUUGCCUUGUUGGAAAUUCCAAUGCAGUAAGACACUAAUGCACUCAAAAUUCAAGGUUUAGGGAGCAGAAGCUGAUGACAUAAAUCUUACUUGCAGAACUAGUGUGUGAUUUCCUUCCUCUGCCAUAUGCAUUUUAAAGAGCAGGCUGGGACUCUUGGGGCAAUUUUAGAACAAGAAAUUAGGAAUCCCUUCAGCAAUCCUGAUGGAUCCAACUGUAUAGGACUGGUUCUGUGUUAACACCCUGUUCCUUCUUGGUUGUGUCUUGCUAGUCUGACCAGGAGCAUCUCCACCUUGAAAAAUUUCCACCGUCAGCUGAGAUUAAAUAAUGGGUUAAAUUAUGAUGUUAUAAAGCACUUGAUUUUAUUUUCCAUUUAGUAUGACUUGAUUUUUUUUUUUUACCUCUUUCUUGCUGCUGACAAAAUUCAUCUGUGCCUGCUCCUUCCAAAACUAUUUGCUGCUGUGUCGGAGUGGGAACUGGGUGGUGGCAGUCUGUACAGCGGGCUCCUGUCUGGCUUUGUGCUUCCCAGAACUGAUAGGGGCUGGAUGGGUGUCCCUGGUUCAGAUUUACCUCCAAGAAGCAUGUGCAGCUGAUCUGGGGAUCUUGGAGCCAGACAGGGAACAGGGUUGGGGGCUGUAAUCAGUUCAGGCUAAUGGUGCUUGCUGUGUGCUAUUCCAGCACCAGGAUGGAUGGUGGACAAGAUCUGCUCCAUGUGACCCAAGGGCAUGGUAAUGCUUGGUUCAUGGUGUGUACGUGUGGCUGAGAAGUUGAUGUGAGUCCCAAAUGUCAGCUGAGUCAAGCUAAGCAUUGGCUCUGCUUGAUCAUAAACCCCACGGGCUCUUUCUCCAGCUUGAAGAGGGAAGUGGAGUGGCUAAUGGUGUUACAUGAAGUGCAGAAUCUGUUGUUCAUAUGCAGGGUAACAGGUGCUGUGGGUGAUCUGUCCCAGGAGUGGGUUUCAUUGCAAACAGAACUUAUUUUCUCCCCCUCAGGAGUCAUCCAGUGGAGUGCAGGGUGCUGACCCACUGGAAGCUUGGCUGGUGCUGGGUGUUGCUGCCUCCUAGGGUGCCUCAGAACAUUUGCUGCCACGUUGCUCCAGCUGGGACUCCAGAUGUCACAACUGCGUCUCUAAGAACCUUUACUAUGUAAACUGAGGUACUCAGCCUUCUUUUGCCACAAGGUGAAUGCCAAUCUGUGCAGUCCCUCUGCUACAUUGUCAGGAGGACUGUUGGAGCAAUAUUGUCCAAGAGACAGAGCGGUGCAUCAGUGAAACAAAACAAGGUACUCAUUCCCAAAGUCAAGGAAACAGCUCGGAGCUCAGGUCACCUUGAAAGUACACUGCCUGAAAUCAGUGAGCUGCCCUUUCCUUAGAGGCAGUCUGGAAAUAUCCUGUCAUCACAGCCUUUCUGAAAGAGGAACACAAGGAGAAAACUACGCUGUGUCAUAAGAAGAAGCUGCUCAGACUUAAAGAGCAGCCAGAAAAAAUUCAUCAAGGGCACUGCUGCCAAGUGCACAGAUGUGUGGAACAGUAGGGCCCCUCAGGUGAAACCUUUCGUGUCAGUCAAGCAAAUUUCCCAAACAGCUUAAAAAACUCCACAGAAAGGAAGCCAAGAAUGCUUAAGACCUUCAAGUGAUUCCUUCAAAUUUUGAGAUUAGUUUUCCAACUACCUUGAGAAUAUUUAGGAGCUAAUCUGACCAAAAUAGGAGUACACAUAAAGUUACAGUAAUUCCUACAUUCUCCAUGGCGGAAGUGUAUGUGCCAUAGCGGGAUGUUCCUAUGAUGUACAGCAGAUUAUACAGAGAAAUUCUUUUUCUCUAGAACACCUGGACGCUAACCGUAUACCUUUGGCUGCUCUAAUCAGCCAGUCCUGACCUUGGCCAAGACCAGUUCUUUUUCUAGAAACGAUGGCAAUGGUGGAGGUGCUUUGAAAGCGACGUAAGUUAAGCAGUGAGCGCCGAUGGGCUGCGUGAACCUGUGCUGAAUGCAGUGGGAUGGGGGAAGAGGUUAUGGUUUUCUCUAUGUUCUCUAGUUUUGAGACCAAGAUGGCAGUUUUUCCUCUUGUUAGCUGUCCUGAUUUGUGCCGUGGAGCAAACAAUGAAAGCAGUGGUGAAACUGUAAACUCAGGGAAAGUCGCACUCAGUUGCUUACCCUAUGAAAGGAAAGAAACCCAGGAAACUGAGCCCAUUUAGAUAACUGCUGUGGCUGUACCUUUGCUGCUACAAUUACCAGACACGCUGUAAGCCUGCUUGCUGUUUCAGCUGUUAGAACAGGAAAAAAAGAAAAAGAACUGCUGUUGCCUAAUUGUUGUACUGCAUCAACUAGCUCCUGCAGCACAGCUCUGGUUAAAUGAACAGCUAAGAAAGCAAAGACAGUUAUGGCACCUUUAUUUUUCUUGUUGACCUUUAGCUUGAAAAAGUAGAUGCGUCUGGCAUUCUUUCCCUUGAGACUGCUGGUGUUCUGCAAAGCAGCCAAAGUGGAGUGAUGUGCCUGUCAGGGCAGGAGAGGGAUCACGCUGUGUCCGUGAGGUUUGCUGUAUUAGAACACAAAACUCACAGCAGCACUAUAUCUUGCUAAAAUCCUAUGCACAACUCUUUGAAAUGUGCCUUUUGCUUCCCUCUAGCUGGUUGGAUCUCUGAAAAAAGAGGGACGCUGUGCUUCAGUGGUGCAAUUUGCAAAACCGAUGUCAGAGAAAUUAGGAUAAGACCUGAAGGCUCAUUUAAUCACUUAUUUCAAGCUUGAAUGAGAUGGCUCCAGUUACUCCCCUCCUGUGGAAACAGGAUUUUGUUGUGAUGGGCAUGAUUAAUGUAUUUAAUCUGUUUGGGACUAAGAUGUUGUGCAUGUGAAGAGUGGAAAAUGUACCAGACUUGCUGGAUCUCUCUGAUGAAGGCAGGAGAGACCUGACAAUAGCAAGCUACUCUCUUCCAUUGUGUGGGACAAGCUGCCCAGUUUGACAAGCGUGUUGGGCAUAUCUCAGUGAAGCGAGCCCUGUGAGGCAGCACUGGCAACCCUGCUCAGCCCUGCUGGACAAUGUGUUCUCCUUUCCCGAGGCCUUGUGAGGCUCUGUGGUCUCCUGUGCUGAUGUCCCUGGAGACCUUGGAUGUGACUGAUCCUCCCCACAGUGCUCUUCACCAGCACUGAACAGCUUAUCCUCAUCCCUGCCUGCUUCAUCCUCCUGACAUUUUCCUGGUUCUUUGCUGGGAAGGUCAGCCAAGCAGAACGGCUCUUGUGUGCUUUGGGAAGGAAUGAUUUAUCCUUCAAGCUCUAAUCCUCGAGAAAUAAGUUCUCUGUGAGGAUUUUGCAAGAAAAUGAAGGUGAGUGGCAAGUCUCCAAGCAGGCAUUUAUCAGAGUAGUGGGGGAGAAGUUAAACAGAAUCACAUGGUAGAAAAUAAGCUGAGCACGCGAUGCCUUUAGUCUUCCGCUUGCUUAAGACGUGAGGCUCAUGGCAGCCAGGAGCUUUUUGGUCCCUGAGCCAAGGAACAGGCAACGUGAUCAAAGAGCAGUGAUGUGCCAUUCCCGCAGCAGCAGUCAACAUUAAGCUCCUUUUGCUGUUGGGCUUUUUGCACUGGACUCGAGGAUUGCUUGACUUGAAGAAAGGCUUUGGGGUAGGGGAGCGCAGCAUCAACCCGCAUUGCUCAAGUACGCCGGGGAGCAACAAAGAGCUGCCAGGUUGCUGCUUGGUUUGACUGGAAGAAAGCAGGGUGCAUUGGAACUACUGUGUACCUUUAGGAUAGGGUGAGUUAGGGCCCAGAGCUGGAACACCCUGUGAGAGACCAGCAUUUACCUCUCUCCUUGCCUCACACUUUGUGACACUUGGUGGUUUCUAUACCUGGGGUCACGUGCAGAGCAUAUCUAUAGCUCUGAGAGGGCCAGAGGACAAACUCCUUCAUUUUGCUGUAGUUCCCAAUGUUUCUUUAAUGGUGGCCAUGUCAGACUGCAGCUGAAUAUUCUAUAUGUACAGUGAGCCCGCAAGAAUGCAUUGAAAGGUCACCUUUGGCUUAGCAGGCAUAAGCGUCUGGACUCAGAUGGUUUAUUCUCUCUCCAUCUCCCUCUAUCCUACAGCAGAGAGCCUGUGAUGUGCUUGUGGUAAUGUUAUUUUACAGCUGACUGUGUGGACAUGUGGUUUAUGUUGUAGCAGUAUCACUGGCCUGACAAACUCCAGUGUUUGAGCUAAAACUGUAAUGCUCUGUGCUGUGAGGCAGGGAGCACAAGAAUAGGGGAAGGAGAGAAAAGGGCUCAGUGUUUUGUGGUUGCUGUCCCAGUCAGGAUUAGCCGCAGUUGCUCUUGGUGUUUUACAGAGAUUUUUGUUUAUAAUUUAGAAACAAAAUAUCCCUCUUUCUCCACUUAGCCCUGUUAUUUUUGGUACCUGCCUCCACAUCAGCAACUUCUGCACAGCCUGCUCUGAGCGGUCUCUGUCUCCUGCUGUCUCCAGCACGGCUCUGUCUCUGUCCCUGGCCCUCCUCUCUGCUCUGCCUCUGUCACCUCUCUGCCUGCCCCUCUGCCAGCACCAGCUUCUCCUGGCUGCUCCUUCCCCAGAAGCAACUUUUGCCACCUCACACACAUCUCCAUCUGGAAAAUCCAGCCCUGAUGAAGCAGCAGCAGGCACCCUGAUGAAACUGGCCUCUGCUGUCCUACAGGGUGAAGGGGUGCCCUCUCCUGUCACCGCUCUGUCAUGCGGAGGCCAGCUUACAGGACACAGGCACCCCUGUGUGAUCUGUGCCUCCACCUGAGCAGGGGUCCUGCAGCCCAGAGGGGCCAGAGCUGCCGGCCUUGCUUCUUCUCUCUUCUGCUGACUGCUUCCCCUUCUGUCUGUGCUCUUUCUUUCUUCACUGUCUUGCUCUCUUUUCCACACACACACACACACACACACACUCACACACACACACACAGUGUGUGCAGCCCAGGGACCUGCCUCAUGUAGGCUGUAGUUGCUCUUCACCCUUAACUGUACGGAGCUCAUUUCCUUGGGCAAAGAUCGCUUUAUUUUCAGCUCUCACUACAGCAAGGAUUGUCUUCUCUUUCUAUUCAAUCUGAAAGCAGAGUGCAGAAAGCACGUUGUGGCUUUUAAUCCCGUGGCUGUGACCUGACAGGCCAUGGCAUCUCUCAUUAUCAACACCGUCUCACAGGAGCCCCUGCACAGUGACUGGCUCUCAUGUCAUCUCAUUCUCUCUUUCUUAACAGAUCAUGUUAUAACCUAUGAUCACAGAAAGUCCUGAUCCUCACGUUUCUCUGCUGUCACCUGUGGGCUCCUCCAGAGCCAUGAAGAAGGGGGAACUCCAGCCCCACCAUGAGAAGACUGGGUCUUCUGCGCAUGGCAACUCAACCCAUGUGAGAGUCCAAUUAUGUGAGUACCCAGCAGCACACUUUGCUGUCUGUGGACAUUGACUACCAUCUAAGAGACAACCCAGCUCCCUCCUCUCCCCCUAGGAGCCACUGUCUUAGAGCCUCCAUGUGCAUUUGCUAUGACAUACAUCAAUGUUGAUGAGAGACAGGAACACUGCCGGGUGAUCUUGAGCUGCCAAAAUAAUCAGCUCUGUGCGCAACAUGGCUUAAAGGAAUUUUCAGUUAGCAGCAUGCAUCCACUAAGGAACUUAGACACUCAUAUUUUUUCUGGGGACUUCCACACUCUACACUCCUGCCACACAGGCAAGGCACUUUUGGCCAGUCCUGUGGAAAACCGGAUGUAUCGGAGCGUGGAGAACCUUCACUGGGCAACAGUAGCUGACUCUGCGCUGUAUUCUCACUGCCGGAGCCUGGAUAACGAGAUCAUCUUUCGCUAUAGAGGCACCCGUCAGUGGUCAGAAGGCUGCGUGGAUGUGGCCCCCGUACGGAGCACGGUGGACUCUUUGAGAAGCCUUUCUCUCCGUCCUAAACAGACAUCACUGUCAGCACAGAAUGUGCUCCUCCCUCCCUUCGUCAAAGUGCCUCAGUGGCUCUUCCCUUCUGCUGAGGACAGAGCCCUACGCGAGGAUGCCAAAAAAGAGCUGAAGGAGAAGCUGAGGCUGCACAGCAAUAAGGUGGCAGAGCCCAGCAAGCCAGUGCGUCCACAGGCAGCCCUGACUGACCUGGCAGCACAGGAGUUUUCUGAAUGCCAAAUGUGCCAGCAGUACAAGAAUGGUUGUGCUGUUAGCUGCUGCACAGUUCUGGGGGAACACACCGCUCUAAGACACAGCCUCACAGGGAGGCAGAGACUCUGUGUUGCACACAGGAUCAUCAGUCCAGAAGACAUCAAGCAGGAGGCUCAGAGGAGGCUUUGGCUCCACAGGCAGAAUAGCUCCCCCAACUUGCCCUUUCAGCAUGCUGGGGAAAGCCAUGAGAUGGUGAAAUCCAGAACAGCAGAAUCCCUGGAACGACUCAGUGGGGAAACAGAUGUCAGAGAAACACUGGGGCAGAGCAAGAAAAGCCACUGCAAAGGGAGGCUGUACAUACCCACCUUUGAGGAAUUCAAGCAGAUGAGAAGUAAGGAGGCAAAUUCAUCUGCUGGCAGCAGUGAGACAACAAAGUGCGUGAAUAAGGGGCUGCUUGCAAACCAGACCCUGGAUGAGGAGAGCAAUAGGAACAUCUGUCCAGAAAUUUUGGGAACCAAAGCUGUGAAUGAAGCUGCCAUCACAGCAGAGGAUGAUGAUGACGUGUUCCAAGAAAACCACACCUCUGCUGGGUUUUCCCAAUAUCCAGUCCCAUGGGAUGGUUUCAGGAUAAGCAGCCCUGAAGUUAAGGACAGAACUAUCCAGAUCUCCAGCCCGGAUAUAUCCCUGGUGCCCAUUUGCUCUAGCCCUAUUCCACGAUCACCUUUGCAGGCAGUAGCAAUACGCAGAGCUGGGCAGGAGAUCUUCAGUGAUGAGCAGCAGAAAGGAGAGACAAGACAAUUAAAUGAUGUCCUCCACCUUGCAGGGCAGUCACUGGCUUCUGAAGCCCAGUCCUCUUGCUGUUCAUCGCUGCUGUUAGAAGGCACAGACUUGUCAAGCUAUGGAGCUAAGCUACAAAAAAUGAAGGAUGAAUUCAUAGGUUCGGCCCUGGAACUUAUUAAGAAAAGCUGCAAUGCUGAGACUGCUGCCAAAUCCCCCUCUGAGGGACAGUGUGAUCUGAAGGAAGACGAUCGCCCACCUCCAGAGGACAGCCACCAAGCCACAGCAAUGUCCAUGACAACAGAGAGCUGGGAGGAUAAGCCAAGCAAUGAGAAAUCCAGCGACACUCAACCUGCGGGGAAUACCUCCAGUCCCAGCUGCCGCCGAUCCAGCUCCGACAUCGUCCAUGAGAGCACAGAUGGUGCCAAGGCCCAGCGGGAGUGCCGGCUGCGGCCGCACUUCAGUGACCCUAUGCCAACAGACUCGGUGAAGAGGAAGCAGCUGGAGCUGAAGAUUGCAGCGGCAGCACGGCAGCACGCACAGAAACGCCGGCAGGAGCGAGACUAUGGUCCAGUGGUAGCAAAAGCCAACCUUGGCCAUGGCAGCAGCUUCGACGAGACUCGCCGUGCCCCACGUGGCUCCCUCCGUUCCAGGCAUCACUGGAGCAACGUCAGCAGCCUGAGCACAGACAGCGGGAUUGUAGGCGUGAAUGAUGUCCGUGAUGACCCGGAUCCCAGUGAGGCCACCCGGAUCAAGUCUGCAGAAGUGGAGAGGGCAGACAGUGGCAUCAGCCAGAUGUCAGCCAGGAAGUGGAGGAACAGGGCAUCCGAAACACUGAGCUCCCUGCAGGCCUGGGAAGCCCACCGGCCCUGUACCGACUGCGGAGAAAGGGACCUCCCAGUAGAGACAGACGUGCAGAACUGUAAUCAGAGGCGGGCUGACCUCUGUGAGAAGUGCCGCAAGCGUAGGACAGAGCGCAAGGAAUCUGUGCUGGAGUUUGUUAACACAGAGGCCAGCUAUGGAGAGGACCUGCGCAUCAUCAAAGAGGAGUUCUACCUCCCCAUGCAGGCAGCUGGGCUGCUGAGCCAGGAGCAGCUCCUUGGCAUCUUCAGCAAUAUUCAGGAGCUCAUUGACCUCAAUGAAAGCUUCCUGGAGAUACUUCAGGAAGAGAUCGAUCAGGCCUUUGACCAGGGGGAUGAUGACCUGAUGACCGUGUGCAUUGGCGAAAUAUUUCUGGAGUUCGUCAACAUGCUGCCAGCCUUUCAGACCUACUGUCUUCAGCAGUCCUCCUCUGUGAACAUGCUCAAUGCGCUGGAGAAGGAGAAAGAACUGCUCAGAAUAUUCCUCAACGUGUCCCAGAAUGACAACACAGCACUGCGACGGAUGAACUUGAGGUCCUUUCUGAUGGCCCCUUUGCAAAGGGUCACUAAGUACCCGCUGCUGCUCAGCAGAAUCAUCAAGGCCACCACUGAGUACCACCCAGAUCAUGGCAGCCUGCGGGAGGCCAAGAGCCGCAUCGAGUCCCACCUGGAGCACAUCAACAUGAAAACCAAGCAAGAAGGGAACACGUGGACCCUCCGCUCCUUUCGCCAAGACAGCAAGAAGAAGAGGGAAGUCAUCAACAUCGAAAUGAGAGAAACCGCCCUCAAAACGGUGGGAUGGCUGCGGGAGGAAACACGAUUUGUGAUGGAGGGGUCUCUGCAGCUGGCCCAGCCCCCCGAUGGCCAGUGGGUGAAGAAAGGCAGCAAGACCCUGAAGUUCCAGAACAUGCAGGUCCUCCUCCUGGUGAAUAUGAAGCGCGUGUCUGAGUCCAGCCUGGAGUCAGCUGAACCCGGGCCUGUGAAGGACGCCGUGCUGGUACUCAUCAGGGACAAAAAUAAUGGGAAGUUCCAUUUGCUCAGGGAGCCCUUGAGGCUGAGUAAUUGCAUUGUCUCCACUGAUCCUGACUGUGAUGACACCUUUGAACUCAUUGAAAUCAGGAGGGAGGCGUUUGUGUUCCGGGACAGCGACCGGGCACGGACUCACCACUGGUUCAGGCAGAUCAGGCGGUACUCGCGGGAGCUGGGCUCCUGGAAGAAGCGGCGGAACGCGCUGCCCAACAUCAUGAUCAGCACACCUCAUACCAGGCCCUGAGUCCUGCACGGGCAGCACGCACUGACACUGCGCUUGGCCGGAGCCACGUGCGAGGACCACGGAGAGCCUUGGUGGCUCCGUGAACUUGCUCUGCUUCGUGGACAACACGGAAAGGAGUCUGACAACCCAACUCCUACUGAGCAGUACUGGAACCAAGUGUUACAGCCUAAGCCUGGUCUCCAGCCUCAGGACUCAGAGCCUGUUUGUGGCUGAUGUACAUACACGGAGGGGCCUGCUGAGGAGCAGACCUCUGGAGGAAAAUAAUGAGUUUAACUUGUUAAUAUUGCACUGCGGGAGAAUGACGUACGAUGCUUGCAUUUGCAUGAAUUCUGUUGAAAGCCAGUCUUGAUAACGUGAGAGAGGUUUCCACCAUGGACUAUAUUUCAUCAGCAUUAGGUAAAGUCAGGGUCAAAAUUAGGGGCAGUAUUAUGCAGAAGAGGAGGAAAGUCGGAGAAAAUGUUUUCCACCACUAUUCCUAAGGACUGUAUUUCAUUUUUCACUUGUAUGUUCAGUCAAAAUACUUGUUUUAAAAGGUCUUUCAUCUUUCGUCCAAGUCAAGGAGGAGUCAAUUUACUCAGAUCCAGCUGCAUGCACACAGCACACCGAAAAGGUCAGACAGUAAUAGGGGUUCUUGCUCUCUCACGUGUGCACCCCAAAUACAUGUAAAGACCUGUGGAAGAGCAGUAUCCCCCCACUGGAAGUCUGUAUUUAAUGGACUUAGAGACUGGAACGUUACACUGCAUCUAAAAUAUCUCAGAACUGUAUGUAAAUAUGGCUCUGCUACCACUAAUAGUGAACUUAAAAAGCAAUUAUUUAAAUGAUGUAAUCUAGCGUAUUUCAGAAUUUAACUGCAAGGAACAAUUUACAUUGUCCUGUAGAGUAACAUAAAAGGUUUUAAUAAUUAUGUUUCAAUGACUUUAGGUGGGUAUUUUUUUAAAAAAAUAUUUGGGUUUUCUGGA
Molecule: messenger RNA, 29405 nt
Organism: Numida meleagris (helmeted guineafowl)
Lineage: Eukaryota; Metazoa; Chordata; Aves; Galliformes; Numididae
Product: myosin-M heavy chain-like
Exons: 7
Coding region: 24931-28446 (1171 amino acids)
Biological process (GO): positive regulation of Rho protein signal transduction
Molecular function (GO): guanyl-nucleotide exchange factor activity
Source: RefSeq, a predicted model, not a curated record